Molecule: messenger RNA, 462 nt
Organism: Quercus lobata
Lineage: Eukaryota; Viridiplantae; Streptophyta; Magnoliopsida; Fagales; Fagaceae
Product: secreted RxLR effector protein 161-like
Exons: 1
Coding region: 1-462 (153 amino acids)
Source: RefSeq, a predicted model, not a curated record
AUGAGUUCAUCUAGAAAGCUUAAUCUUGAUCCUUCUGGGGUAGAAGUGAGUCCAACUUUGUAUAGGAGCUUACUCUAUCUUACGGCAAGUAGAUCGGAUAUUGCUUUUAGUGUGGGAGUUUGUGCUCAGUAUCAAGUUGCUCCGAAGGAAUCUCAUCUGACAGUGGUGAAGCAAAUCAUAAGAUAUGUCAAUGGCACUCCAGAUUAUGGCUUGUGGUACUUAAAGGAUUCUAAUGCUUGCCUUGCAGGUUAUUUAGAUGCAGAUUGGGCUGGAAGUGUAGAUGACCAUAAAAGUACCUCAAGUGGCUGUUUUUAUCUUGGGAACAAUCUUGUCACUUGGAUGAGCAAGAAACAAAAUUAUGUGUCUCUCUUUACAGCAGAAGCAGAGUACAUAGCUACUGGGAGUUGCUGCACACAACUUCUCUGGAUGAAGAAGCUACUUCAUGACUACGAGAUUCCCUAA